Cajanus cajan (pigeon pea) is the source of this 1946-nucleotide messenger RNA. It is a transcript of the gene MKK3, whose product is annotated as mitogen-activated protein kinase kinase 3. Lineage: Eukaryota; Viridiplantae; Streptophyta; Magnoliopsida; Fabales; Fabaceae. Gene Ontology annotation, molecular function: MAP kinase kinase activity; ATP binding. The record is from RefSeq and is a predicted model, not a curated record. Gene Ontology annotation, biological process: protein phosphorylation; MAPK cascade.
GCACUCUGAUUUUUGUUAUAUGCAACGUUUGAUUUUGGUGCGAGACACAAAAUCCACCCACCUUGUACCUUCAAUCUCACCAACACAUUCUGUUACUUCGUUUUUCCUUUCCACACAAAAACCUUAAAUCGCACGUUGAAACUGAAACCACUGUUUAGAUUAGAACCGCAAAAGCUCUUGGGUUUGUUUCCUUCGCAACCCCUUCAAUUUUCUUGAUGUGAAUCCUCAAAACAAUGUCUGGGUUGGAGGAAUUGAGAAAAAAGCUCGCACCUUUAUUCGACGCCGAGAAGGGUUUCUCGUCAAGUCCAACCUUGGACCCUUGUGAUUCUUACACAUUUUCGGAUGGUGGGACUGUGAACUUAUUGAGUAGAUCAUAUGGGGUGUACAAUAUCAACGAGCUUGGGUUGCAGAAGUGCACGUCUAGGUCUGUGGAUGAAACUGAUCAGAGUGAGAAAACGUAUAAGUGUGCUUCCCAUGAGAUGAGAAUAUUUGGAGCAAUAGGGAGUGGUGCUAGUAGUGUUGUGCAGAGAGCUAUACAUAUACCAUCACAUAGGAUUCUGGCACUGAAGAAGAUCAAUAUCUUUGAGAAGGAGAAAAGGCAGCAACUCCUUACUGAGAUAAGGACAUUAUGCGAAGCACCUUGUUAUCAGGGUCUUGUAGAAUUUCAUGGGGCAUUUUACACCCCAGAUUCUGGACAGAUAAGCAUAGCUUUGGAGUACAUGGAUGGAGGAUCACUUGCAGAUAUCUUGCGAAUGCAUAGAAGGAUACCUGAACCUAUUUUGUCAUCCAUGUUUCAAAAGCUCCUACAUGGUCUAAGCUAUCUGCAUGGAGUCAGACAUCUAGUUCACAGAGACAUAAAGCCUGCUAAUCUAUUAGUAAAUCUCAAAGGGGAGCCAAAAAUCACUGAUUUUGGUAUUAGUGCUGGCUUGGAGAAUUCAGUGGCAAUGUGUGCUACAUUUGUUGGAACUGUUACAUACAUGUCACCUGAGAGAAUUCGAAAUGAAAGCUAUUCUUAUCCAGCUGAUAUUUGGAGCCUGGGUCUUGCUCUUCUGGAGUGUGGGACAGGAGAAUUCCCAUAUACAGCUAAUGAAGGUCCUGUCAAUCUUAUGUUGCAGAUCCUGGAUGAUCCAUCACCAUCACCGACAAAAAACAAGUUUUCACCUGAAUUCUGCUCCUUUGUUGAUGUUUGCCUACAGAAGGAUCCAGAUAUUAGGCCAACAGCAGAGCAGCUGCUUUUGCACCCCUUUAUCACUAAGUAUGAGAAUGACAAGGUAGAUUUAGAGGGAUAUGUUCGAAGCGUUUUUGAUCCUACACAAAGAAUGAAGGACUUAGCAGACAUGUUGACAAUACAUUACUACUUGCUAUUUGAUGGACCUGAUGAUUUGUGGCAACAUACAAAGAGCUUAUAUAGUGAAAGCUCAAUUUUCAGUUUCUCUGGGAAACAACAUUGUGGUCCAAGUGAUAUCUUCACAUCUCUAUCAAGUAUUAGAACUACAUUGGUUGGUGACUGGCCUCCUGAAAAGUUGGUGCAUGUUGUUGAGAGGCUUCAAUGCCGUGCUCAUGGUGAAGAUGGAGUUGCAAUCAGGGUAUCAGGAUCCUUCAUAGUUGGAAACCAAUUCCUCAUAUGUGGAGAUGGCAUUCAAGUUGAGGGCUUGCCAAACUUCAAGGAUCUUGGAAUUGAUAUUCCUAGCAAAAGAAUGGGUACAUUUCAUGAACAAUUCAUUGUGGAGCCCACAAGCCUUAUUGGAUGUUAUUCCAUUGUCAAACAAGAGCUUUACAUUAAUCAGUAAUGUUAUAUUAUUACAUUAUGGUGUUACUGUGUCACUCAGAAUUCAACACACUUGACACAGAAUCACUGUCUCCCAGAUGUAACAUUACAAAUUUGCCAUGUAUCUAUGUUAAUGAAAAAUUGUUAAAUGUGAAUAUGAAUUCAUUUAAAGUUAACA